AUGAGCGCGUGGGCGAGCGUCGUGAGCGGAGGGAGGGCGAGCCAGACGAGCGAGGGCGCGAGCGGGAAGGAUGCGAAUGAAACGCAGAGGCGAGCGUCGAGCGCGGGAGAGGGACGGAGUCUAGGGAACGCUGGUGGUGGUGGAGUAGGUAGUGAAGGAUCGGGGGCAUCGGGAGAAGGCGCGGAGGCGGGGAAGCGGAGAAGCGAGGGCGGGACGCGAGAGGAACCGACAAAGCCGGCGUGGGGGAAACCGACGGUGGCGAGCGAUGCGGCCGCGGCCGCGGCGCUCGCGGCGGUGAAACCCGUGACUUGGCCGACUUUGGGCGAUGCGAAAAAUCCAGAUCUUAAACCCGACACCGUGCCCCCUUCGAGGGCGAGGACGGGCGAGGGCCAACAGAGCGGAGGGACGUCGGGCUCGCAAGGCGGCAAGGCGGGAGGCAACGGCAAGGGUAAGAACGCGAAGAAUGGUGGUGAUAAGAAUGGAGGGAAUCGAGGUGGCGGCGGCGCGCGCGGUAACAACGGUGGCAGAGGCGGUAAUGGUGGCGGAAGAGGCGGACGGGGCGGACGCGAAGGCGACAAGACUUGGGCGAGAGGACACGGGUACGACGGUCGUUUCCAGUACGACGCCGCGGGACGAGGAGGUCGGGGCGGUCGAGGUGGACGGGGUAACAAGAACUUUGAUUCUUCGUAUCAGGCGCCGUUCGAGGGUGGAUAUUACAUGCCGCAGGGCGCUCAAAUGUAUUACCCUCCGCAACACAUCAUGCCGGCGCAAGUGCCGCAACGAGAUCAAAUUCUUUCCGCUGUGAAGCAGCAGGUGGAGUAUUACUUCAGCGUGGAGAAUUUGUGCAAGGAUUUGUUUUUGAGAUCUAAGAUGGACCCCAAGGAGGGAUGGAUCGCCUUGUCCGUCAUCGCGAGUUUCAAUCGCAUUCGCAUGAUGACUCCGGAUCCAGCCAUGAUUUACGACGCUCUCGUUGGCUCUAAGACGGUGGAAAUCAGCGCCGGCAACGACAAGAUUCGUAAAAUGGGUGACUGGAACGCGUGGUUGUUAGAUGCAGACGGUAAGCCGCAACAGGUUGCGCCCAUGCAAGCGCCAGCGAGCGCCGCCGACGUCACGCAACAGAUGGCGGCGGCGAGCGGCGGCUCUCCUUUGCAGUCUUCGGAAAAGAAGGGAUCAAAGUCAAAGCUCAAGAAGGACGAGGAUGAAAUGUUUGAGAUGGAUGAAGAUUUCGGGGAGGAGGAAGAUGACGACGAUGACGAUGACGAUGACGAUGACGAUGAUGACGACUACGAAGAAGACGACAUGACGGAUGUCGACGUGAGCCGUCUCAUGAUUGUGUCCCAACGUCCGGGUCGAGGCGGUCAGAACAGAGGUGGGCGCCCGCCGUCUGGAGCGAACGGCGAUGUCGCGACCGUCAUCAACGACGGUCUUGCGUUCUAUCAAAAAGAUCUCAAAGGGAAGAAAUCUUCUCCUCCGGGAGCUGGCGCGAUCGCGGCGCCGCCGGGUCCUGGAAGCGCGGUGGAGGAUUUUCUGUCGGCUCGCAAGAUCGCACGCACUUUUUCCCUUC
Molecule: messenger RNA, 1564 nt
Organism: Ostreococcus lucimarinus CCE9901
Lineage: Eukaryota; Viridiplantae; Chlorophyta; Mamiellophyceae; Mamiellales; Bathycoccaceae
Exons: 2
Source: RefSeq, a predicted model, not a curated record